AUGUCAGCUCAGAACUCCGCGGGCAUUCAGACCCUCCUCGAGGCCGAGAGAGAGGCGCAGAAAAUUGUUCAAUCAUACCGCACUAAGCGGAUAAGGGACGCUAAGGCGGAAGCACAGAAGGAGAUUGAAGAGUACCGCGCACAGAAGGAGGCAGAAUUCAAGAAGUUUGAAGCCGAGCACUCGAGCGGAUUCAAGAAGGCCGAGGACGAGGCCAGCCAGGAGGCUGAGGACAAGCUGAAGGAGAUCAAGACUGCUGGUCAGAAACAGGGUGAUAAGGUAGUUGCCGAUCUGAUCAAGGCUGCUACCAAUGUGAAGCCUGAGGUUCCCGAGAAGAUCGUGAUCAAAGCAUGA
Molecule: messenger RNA, 351 nt
Organism: Penicillium taxi
Lineage: Eukaryota; Fungi; Ascomycota; Eurotiomycetes; Eurotiales; Aspergillaceae
Exons: 5
Coding region: 1-351 (116 amino acids)
Biological process (GO): proton transmembrane transport
Cellular component (GO): vacuolar proton-transporting V-type ATPase complex
Molecular function (GO): proton-transporting ATPase activity, rotational mechanism
Source: RefSeq, a predicted model, not a curated record